Corythoichthys intestinalis (scribbled pipefish) is the source of this 3795-nucleotide messenger RNA. Its product is annotated as neuronal acetylcholine receptor subunit alpha-9-II. The record is from RefSeq and is a predicted model, not a curated record. The transcript is spliced from 6 exons. Gene Ontology annotation, biological process: signal transduction; chemical synaptic transmission; nervous system process. NCBI's taxonomy places the organism in Eukaryota, Metazoa, Chordata, Actinopteri, Syngnathiformes, Syngnathidae. Gene Ontology annotation, cellular component: postsynaptic membrane; neuron projection; plasma membrane. Bases 282 to 1898 code for a protein of 538 amino acids. Gene Ontology annotation, molecular function: acetylcholine-gated monoatomic cation-selective channel activity; transmembrane signaling receptor activity.
UCUUAGUACUCCCCGAUACUGAUGACGUCUUUUUAGGCACUUCUCUUCAACAACAUGCAGCGAGGUGGUUACCGGCGGGCAUCCUAUUUCUCUCGGUCGGUUGCCGCUGAGUUACGUGAUAGCCCCAGUGUCACUGUCAGCGUCGAUUGCGGGUCCUCAGCUCCGGGCCCGCUCCAGGUCCCGAGGCAGGUCAAUGGAUCAGCGUUGGGACAUCUUCACAAGAGGAAUCAUGUAGGCUAAAAGUUACUAUUUCCUUUCCUUCCAUCUCCCACUUGGACAAGAUGAUUCAAAUACCUGUACUUUGCCUGGCCAUGCUGCUACCGUCAGUGGUUCACUCAGCUCAGGGUCAGUACGCCCAGAAGCUCCUCCAUGAUUUGAUGGAAAACUAUACCAGUGCCCUGCGGCCGGUGGAGGACACGGACCGAGCACUUAACGUCACGUUACAGAUCACGCUAUCGCAAAUCAAGGAUAUGGACGAGAGGAACCAGGUGUUAAUCGCCUAUCUCUGGAUAAGACAGAAGUGGCAUGACGCUUACCUGAAGUGGAAUAAAGAGGACUACGACGGACUGGAGGUCAUCCACAUCCCCAGCAACCUUGUGUGGAGACCCGACCUUGUCCUCUAUAACAAGGCUGAUGACGCCUUGUCCGGACCUAUGGACACCAAUGUCAAGCUGCGUUACAACGGAGAGAUCACCUGGGACGCUCCCGCCAUCACCAAGAGCUCCUGCGUGGUCGACGUCUCUUACUUUCCCUUCGACAGACAGGAAUGUAACCUUACUUUCGGAUCCUGGACAUACAAUGGAAACCAGGUGGACAUCUUCAUGGGCAUGGACAGCGGCGACCUCUCCGAUUUCGUCACGAACGUGGAGUGGGAGUGCCACGGCAUGCCGGCGACCAAGAAUGUCAUCAUGUACGGCUGCUGCGCCGACCCGUACCCCGACAUCACCUACACCGUGCUGCUGCAGCGACGCUCCUCCUUUUACAUCUUCAACCUCCUCGUCCCGUGCUUCCUCAUCUCCUUUUUGGCUCCUCUCGGAUUCUACCUGCCGGCAGACUCGGGGGAGAAGGUUUCCUUAGGCGUGACGGUGCUUCUGGCGCUCACCGUUUUCCAGCUCAUGGUGGCCGAGAGUAUGCCUCCCUCGGAGAGCGUGCCUUUGAUUGGCAAGUACUACAUCGCCACCAUGACCAUGGUCACAGCCUCCACCUCCCUCACCAUCUUCAUCAUGAACAUCCACUUCUGCGGUCCCGAGGCCAAACCCGUCCCCCGCUGGGCAAAAGUCCUCAUCAUCGACUACAUGUCCAAGAUCUUCUGCGUGUACGAAGUGGGCGAGAAUUGCGCCUCUCCGUCCUCGACUAAGGACGACCUCAAUCGACAAUGCAGCGCCAACGGCCAGGCGGGAUGUAGUCGAGAAAAACGGCAGGUUCCAAAGAAGCCCCAGACCCCGACGCCGCAGCAACACCCCAAAAUCAAGCCUCAGCAACACCUCACCAGGGCGGAGAGAAGCCUCUUCAAUACCUUUCCGCUCGGAAAGUACGAAAACUCCAAUGGAAAGAUUUCGUCAGGCGACUGUUGUAAAGAUGAACAAAAAGUUCCCUACUCCCCAAUGGAUAAAAAUCCACCUUGCUGCCCUGAAGACAAAAAACCCCUAAACCAAAGCCCAGUGGUAACGUUCGGUCCCUGUGUGUUCUGUCGUCACGGCAACGGCAUUUUCGGCGGGGACCCCAAAUUGGUGCGCAACGUCGAGUACAUCGCAAAUUGCUUCCGUGAGCAAAGGGCCACGUGCGCCAAGGGGGCCGAGUGGAAGAAGAUCGCUAAAGUGAUGGAUAGGUUCUUCAUGUGGAUCUUCUUUAUUAUGGUGUUCCUUAUGAGCAUUUUGGUCAUUGGAAAGGCCCCAUGAGUGCUGAUCCAUCCAGUCAGAAUUCAUGGUUCUACAUUUUUCUGGCUUUAAUCAUUUCUAGUCCGAAGAACAAAAGGGCGGAGCAUAAAAUUGAUUUUGAAAUUUAUCAUAUUUUGAGACGAUUCGACUCUAUACGACAAUUUUGCAAAGCGCAGAUGAGGAAAAAAUGUCUUUUAAUCUGACGUUUAACCCUUUAACACCUAAGCCGAAUUUGCAUGCCUUUGAUGUUGCCUUUAUUUUUCAAAGAAAAAACUGUUCACAAUCACCAAGUUGGGUCCCUUUUUUUCAGGAUGCCUUGAACUUCAUGUCCAAACUGUUGUUUUCUUCACUGACCAACUUUAAUCCACUUUUUGGACCCAAAAAGACAACAACAAAAAAAUCUUUUUUCAAAAUUUGUAAUGUUGAAGUCCCGCUGACAACCAAACAUGCUCGACCAACCGUUUUGAAGCUUGAUAAUAUUUAUUUAACUUGCUAGGAUAAACAUUCAACAGAAAAAAAUAAGAUUGAAUAGUUUUAUGUUUGACAAUUCAACACAAACAGCAGCUAUGGCCAUAGGCGUUUUUGGCCUUCACACAUACUAUGGUCAAAACAUGUUAUGUACAGUGCAAAAUAGUGAGAAAAAAAUCAUAUAUAUUAUCCAACACAAAAAGGGUUUGGAGGUUAUCUCUGUGAAGUUAGGUAUUGUACCCAUCACCUUAUCAAAGGUAUAUAUGUACGUGCAAUCAAGCUUCUCGAACACACAUCUAUAUAAAAAUUGAAAAGAUUCAUAGUGAAGAAAAAUUGAUAAACAUUGAAAAAAAAGUAUUUUCAAAAAUAUUGACAAGUUGUUCAGUUCAGUUCAAUUUUUUUAGGCAUGCGACCCAAUAGUUUUUUUUUUGUUUUUUUUUUGCGCACUCAAUAAAGUUUGUUUUUGAACAUGUCACUAAACUGCGUCACAUACAACGUCACACAGCCUACUCAUCCGCCGUUUGCGCGCUGCUGUCACUUCUACUCCCCGAGACGCCGACAGAUCCGAGGAAAACAAUGACAAAUACAGCUCAUCCUAUUCCUUGAGUUAAUGAAAUAAUGCAUUAGCUUGCGCUAAAUUUAGUUUUCGAUUCUUUCUGCACGUUUCAAAGUCGCUCGCUCAUUCCAACCGGCCGUUGCUUUCUACGCGUGUCUCCUUUCCCUUAGUUGGCGCCUUGCUCGUCAAUUCAUUAAAAAUGUUCACAUUAGGUUCGUCCUUCUUGACAUCACAACGACUCUUGGGAUAUGUAGUCUUUUGUGCUGCUUUCGGUUUUGAAAAAAGGACAAGAAAUGAUGGAAAUAUGGAGAUAGACACAUGGUCCAUGCAGCGUUUUAAUGCAUAUAUAUGAGUGCAAUAAAACUAUAAAACUCAAAUGACAUUAUCUCCCGUUUUAAUUUGUUGAUUGACUUCAAAUAAAAACUAGUGUGGACAUCAACUUCCGUACUUUCAAACGAGAGCAACCAGGGGCACGUGGGUGACGUAAUUACAGCGUUACGAUGCUUCAAAGAUGAUAUGUGUAAACGUGUCGCAUCCGACACGUUCGGUGUUAAAGGGUUAAAGUGCAUGUGACACGAAAAAGCAUGUUUAUUUCAUAAUAGACGCGGUAUUUUAUGCUUCUGAAUGAUAUGGACCGCUUGGAUGUGUGUGGAAGCGAUCGCUAUAUUUAUUUAGUUUUUUUAAUCCCGCGCCCAGAAAAUGAGUGACUUCCGGCUUCGGUCUUGCAUUGAGGAGGAGGGCGCUGUGACGUGUACGGAACGGAUGAAGACGUCCUCUUCACUACACAGCGGUACUGUUGUGUAAAAGGACUAAGGAUUCAGCUGAUUUUGCGGAUGAAUACGUUUAUUUUUCGCAUAUGCAAGCCAAACGGCUGCAGAAAAAUCUUGCUGUAUG